CCCGCUCAGUUUCGUUUCGGCAAUCAUUCGGAUCACACGGCAAAAGUCGCUAUAACGCCUUAGAUAAUGGUCUAUCAACCGUUUCGACUCCUGCUGGGAGUCAUCUUGCUUUCCAUCUGCGUAUGUGAUGCUUCCCUUCCACAUCCUUUGGCCGCAAAUUAUACCUACGACAUCCUGCGACUGGCCAAAGCGGCUCACAUUAAGGCUUACAUGGGCGAGGAUAAAGAGGAGGCAUGUUCCAACUUUUACAACUAUGCCUGCGCCAAUUGGCCACGUUUGCAUCCGGCUCGUUUGUCCAGUCAAAGGACCAAUUACCUGGAGGAGCUACAGGAACUGUACAUCAGGAAAAGCGCUGAGAUGCUCAAGAGUGCCACAAGAGGUGCUGAGAACAGUGCCGAUCGGCAGUUGAAGAACUUUUAUAACUCGUGCCGCCUUCAAUCCAAUGACACCCGAUCCGCAUUGGCCACCCUGCAAAAUGUGGCUGACUUCCGUGGUGGUUGGCCGGAGAUUCGAGUUCCCUCCUGGUAUCAGUACGAGUACGAUUGGCUGCAGGUGGUGGCCAAUCUGAAACGUUCUCUUGGCGUAGACAUCUUCAUAGGCUUAAGUGUAAUUCUCGACUACAAGGAGGAGAAAAUGCAUCGCUUGAAGAUCGGCGCUCCCGAAUUUCCCAUGUCACGCCGCCACUAUUUGGAUGACCACUUUGAAGGCACUUUGGAACUCUACGAACGUUCGAUCGAGAAGAAGCUACAUCUAUUUGUCCAAAUAGAGCAGCAGCUGGCCAAGGGAUUGCCACACAAUGCGGCGCUUACCCUGGAGCAAACCACUCGCCAGAGGACCGCCGCCGAGAUGAAGUCCGCCUAUGGUAGCUUUGUAGAUGUUACCCGCUAUUUGCAGCUCAUCUUCAACGACAACCUAUACAUGGAUUUGUAUGAGACGCCAGAGGAUUAUCUUUCCAAUUUGGUGGAUGUGAUAAGGGAAACGCCUAAGCUGCAGCUGGCAAACUAUACGAUGUGGAAGGCUGAGGCUUUGGAUGCUGCUCGAGUGCCGCCAUCCCAGCAACCGGAUAUUUGGUGUGUCCAACUGGCCCAACAAUAUUUCCCCCAUCAGCUGGAGAGCCUGUUCCAUCGCAACUACAAUCACAUGCAGAUGAUCAAUGAGCUACAGUCGACAUGGUCGGAUAUCAAACGAGUCUUUCGCGAGGAUCUGCAGGCAUCGGAGCGAUUACUCUGGCUUACGUUGGAGACCAGGCAAAAGGCCAUCACCAAGCUGGAGUCUUUGAAGCUGCAGUUUCGAACCCACGACGACAACAAGUUGAUCCGACAGAUGCACGGCCUUAAUCUGCACAUAGAACGCUUUUACCCGAAUUUGGUAGAGGUCCUCAAGUGGAAGACACAACGCGGUUUGGCCAAAUUGAUGGAGGAACCGGUGGUCGAGGAUGAAGUGUAUAAGCUGCCGCACUACGAGAUCCAGAAAAAUCGCAUACAGGUGCCGAUCACCUUCCUGCAGGCGAGAUUCUUCUGGGAUCCCGCCUAUCCGAAUGCAUUGAAAUAUGCCACUUUGGGUGUGCUUCUCGCUCGCCAAAUGCUCCAUGGAUUCGAUGGAGUGGGCAGGCGUUACGACUCUUAUGGUUAUCAAAACAACUGGUGGGACAACACCUCGGAGAGUUCGUAUUCCCGCCGCACUCAGUGCUUCCAGGAGCAGUAUGCCAUCUUUGUGGAGUACAAGGGUAAGCCCGUUCAUGAUAAGGAUCUGCUGCGCCGAAUUGUGGCCGAUAAUGGCGCUUUGGAUAUCGCCUAUCGCGCAUAUCAGCAAUGGUUUAAGAAUGCGGCCGAAACUCCGGUUAUCUAUCAGCGGGAACGACUUCCGCUACUCGAUCACGACAACAAUCAGCUUUUCUACCUGGGCUAUGCGCAGCUGUACUGCACCGAUUACCCGGAAUCUCUGGAGCACUUCGAUGAGCUUCCCGAACAGCUGCGGAUCAACACGGCGCUAUCCAACUCUCAACCCUUCGCCAAUGCCUUCGGUUGCUCCAGGGACGAUAAGCUGAACGCCCGCUUCAAGUGCACCCUCUACUGAGAAAAUAAUAUUUGCCAUCCACAUUUAAUAGAUUUAUACCACCAGUCUACGAAAUAAAAGCUUUGAUGCACUUUCCAU
Molecule: messenger RNA, 2154 nt
Organism: Drosophila suzukii
Lineage: Eukaryota; Metazoa; Arthropoda; Insecta; Diptera; Drosophilidae
Gene: Nepl15
Product: Neprilysin-like 15
Biological process (GO): protein processing
Cellular component (GO): plasma membrane
Molecular function (GO): metalloendopeptidase activity
Source: RefSeq, a predicted model, not a curated record